Messenger RNA from Syngnathoides biaculeatus (alligator pipefish), 2350 nucleotides. RefSeq names its product zinc transporter ZIP4-like. Gene Ontology annotation, biological process: intracellular zinc ion homeostasis; zinc ion import across plasma membrane. Gene Ontology annotation, molecular function: zinc ion transmembrane transporter activity. Bases 144 to 2261 code for a protein of 705 amino acids. The transcript is spliced from 12 exons. Lineage: Eukaryota; Metazoa; Chordata; Actinopteri; Syngnathiformes; Syngnathidae. Gene Ontology annotation, cellular component: membrane. The record is from RefSeq and is a predicted model, not a curated record.
CUCAGCCAAUCACAAUCCAGAGGAUCCUCAUCCUCAACUCCAAUAAAGGCCGGCAGCGGCAUCGUUUCUACUCAGAUUUGGUCUAAAGCUCCACCAGAACCGGAUCACUAUCGUCGCAGACGGAACUCUCGCUGGAAGCUAAGAUGAAAAAGUUCGGCCCAGCGUUGCGCGUUCUCUGGGCCCUGACAAGUUGGUGUGCGUUCGUUGGCGUUUCGGCGUGUCCCGCCGUGGAGGAGGCGUUCGGAGCCGUGGCCGGCUUGCUGCUCCCCGACCAGCAGCGCCAGCAUCUGGGGGAAGGCUCGCUCGUCACUCUCUUUAAUACACUGGAGAACCGUGUGCAGUGUGGAGAAGUGCCGUGUGGAAAGUGCAACCUUACAGAUGCCGCCCACCAGCUGAUCAACAAUCACAGCGACCCCCGGCAGGGAAGCACCGAAGAAGAACACGGUGUCAACGUGUCGGGAUUUACGGCCCUCGCCGCUGGCUGCAUCGUGUAUCUGACCUCUCCUGACACGGUGUGCAUCGCGGCGGGCCAGGGGAGGUGGGGGCAGGAGGUAGAACACUUCCUGGAUGGAAUCGCAAGUGGCAAUUCCCAUGAGCAUCACCAUGAGGAAGAGGAGGGUGACGUGUGCCACGGGCAUGAACAUCGGCACGUGGGCCUCCGUGGAUUAGAAAGUGCGCUCAGCGAACUUCUUAAACACUAUGAGUCAUCAGGCAAUGAGGGCUGCGUCACAGCAAGCGACAUCAUGUUGGAGGUCGGCGCCCCAUCAGCGGAGCAAACCCAGGCGGCGGGCGCAGUUCUGGGUCGGGUCCUGUACCACGCCCUGCGAGGUCGAUGCUUUCGAUCGCUUCCUGAGGAGAGCUUCUUCCUGGAUUACAUCAUGCACCAACUGGGCUCUGAGAAUAUCACCAUCAAAGACCUGGAGGCUCUCAUGAAGUCUCUGGACGUGGGACCCAGCUUGGAGUCGAGCCAUGGACAUGAAGAGAAUAAGCACGCGCAUCAUGAUCAUGAUCACGAUCACGGUCACGAUCACGGUCAUGAUCACGGUCACGAUCAUGACAGCCAACACCAACACCCGGAACCAAACAGCACCUGGGAGGAGCACUGUUUUUCUGCACACGAAUUGGUGCUGAUCCACGGCGUGGGCGGGACCUCCCCAACCUUGGGUCGCUCGGACCUGGCCCGGCUUAGCCCGGCUCUGAUCCAGCAGAUCCUGAGUGGGGCCUGCUCCGGUUCGCGCCCGGCGAAACCAGACAAGCUCAGCAAAACGGAGAGGUACCUCUACGCAACGCUGGCCAACAUGGUCAUCGUGCUGGUGUCCAUGGUCGGCAUCCUGCUGCUGCUGUGCACGUCGUGCACCGUCGUCUACCAGCUGUGCAUCCAGUUCUGCAUCAGCCUGGCCGUGGGCUCGCUGUCGGGGGACGCCUUGCUGCACCUGCUGCCCAUGUUUCUGGGCCUGCACGUGCACUCGGACGAAGCCGGCGGCAGCGGGCUGACGCACCACCACCAUGGGCAUCAAGAGCCGGGGGUCUCGGACUACGUGUACAAGAUGCUGGUGGUAAUGGCGGGCAUCUACUACUUCUACCUGAUGGAGACGAUCUUCAACAUCAUCACGCGCGGACAUCGCCAGGACAAAUCGAGGGAUCACCACUGCGACCACGAGCAUGUUCUCGAGCUGUAUCAACACGAAAGGAAACAAAAAUACAAAUUGUACUCAACUCCCAAAGCAGACCCGGUAAAAGAGGAGGAGGCACAUGAAAGCGAUCUGCACAGCUCUAGCGGGAGGAUCAGAGAACGAUGGCUGCUGCCUUUCAUGAUCACCUUAGGGGACGGCAUCCACAACUUCGCCGACGGCCUGGCGAUGGGCGCCGCCUUCUCGCUCUCGUGGAAAUCCGGACUGGCCACGUCGUUGGCCGUCUUCUGCCACGAGCUGCCGCACGAGCUAGGCGAUUUUGCCAUCCUGCUGCACAGCGGCCUGUCGGUGCGCCAGGCGCUGCUGCUGAACCUCGCCACCGCCAUGACGUCCUUCAUGGGCCUCUACAUCGGCCUGGGCGUAGCCACAGACCUGGCCACCACGCAGUGGAUCGCCGCCCUCACGGCGGGCCUCUUCCUCUACGUGGGCUUGGCCGACAUGUUGCCCACCAUGAUCCACAUCAACUCCAAGAGACCGUGGCUGAUGUUCGCCCUGCAGAACGUCGGCCUGCUGAGCGGCUGGGGCAUCCUCCUGCUGCUGUCACUCUACGAGGAGAGCAUCAGCUUCUAGCAGCCUUGACCCUACUUUGGCCUCAGCACAAACAAUCACUUCUUUUCUAUGAAGUUCAAUGUUAAAAAAAAUAAAAACUCUUGCUGACA